Cornus florida is the source of this 2372-nucleotide messenger RNA. Its product is annotated as serine/threonine protein phosphatase 2A 57 kDa regulatory subunit B' beta isoform-like. The transcript is spliced from 2 exons. Gene Ontology annotation, molecular function: protein phosphatase regulator activity. Bases 437 to 1915 code for a protein of 492 amino acids. NCBI's taxonomy places the organism in Eukaryota, Viridiplantae, Streptophyta, Magnoliopsida, Cornales, Cornaceae. Gene Ontology annotation, cellular component: protein phosphatase type 2A complex. The record is from RefSeq and is a predicted model, not a curated record. Gene Ontology annotation, biological process: signal transduction.
UCUUCCUCGUUUAAUUAUACCCACUUUCGUCACUUUCUCUCUAAAAAAACUCACACACACACUCUCUCUCUCUCUCCUCUCUCAUCCUUGAAUUGAUCGCCGGAAAACCAAUUCACUCCGAUUGACUGGAUCGCAUUCUGGCGAUCCGUCGCCGAGGAUUGCCGCUCCGAUCCGUCGGCCGUCAAGUCUCUGCAACGGCUCAUCAAUUCAAAUACCAAGCGGAACAAUUAUUCUCCGGUUCGUACAAUAGAUUCAUGUUACUUUUACUUUUGUAUUCGCAGCCAUUUGAUUUCAAAUAGUGUCAAACAAUGCAUAGAUUUAUGGGUAUUUGAUGCAAUUGAUCUGUUUGAACUUGUAAUAACUGCGAAAUUUUGAUGAUUCGAUCGAAUGUUUUAAUUGUACAAAUCUAGGGUUAGGGUUUAUUAAUUAGAUUGAGAUGUUCAACAAAUUAAUGAAGCGAGGACACCGUAAGCUGUCCAAAUCGGACAGAGACGAUCCCGCGGCAUGCGGGAACGGUCCUCCAGGGAAUUGGAAUCUGGGUUCGGUUUUAUCAUCCAAUGUUGUGGUAAACCACGCCUCUCGGGCUGGGCCUCCGUCGCCGGUGCAACAACAGCCCGGUGGAGCUGUGAUCGUAGCUGCCCCGCCAUUGGGGACCAUUGAAACCCUCCCUCUGUUCCAGAGCGUUCCAGCCUCCGAACGCCAGCACUUGUUUCUUCGAAAAUUGCAGAUUUGUUGCUUUCAAUUUGAUUUCACGGACACCUUAAAAAUGGUUAAAGAGAAGGAGAUUAAAAGACACACUCUUGGGGAGCUUGUUGAUCUUAUACAAUCGGGUUAUGGAAAAAUUACAGAAAGUAAUCAAGAAGAAAUGAUUCGGAUGAUUUCAGUAAAUAUAUUCCGGUGUUUGCCACCGGCAUCCCAUGAAAAUACAGGCUCAGAACACAUGGAUCCAGACGAGGAGGAUCCUUACCUCGACCCUGCAUGGCCCCAUUUACAGCUCGUGUAUGAGCUGCUGCUGCGCUAUGUCGUGUCAUCUGAUACAGACACCAGGGUUGCUAAGCGGUACAUUGAUUAUUCCUUUGUUUUAAAAUUGCUUGAUUUAUUUGAUUCUGAGGACCCUCGAGAACGAGAGUAUUUGAAAACUAUCCUUCACCGCAUAUAUGGGAAGUUUAUGGUGCAUCGUCCCUUUAUAAGGAAAGCAAUUAAUAAUAUAUUUUAUCGGUUUAUAUACGAGACAGAGAGACAUAGUGGUAUAGGCGAGCUUUUGGAAAUUCUUGGCAGUAUAAUCAAUGGGUUUGCUCUGCCAAUGAAAGAGGAGCAUAAAUUGUUUCUCGUCCGGGCACUUAUACCACUCCACAAGCCCAAGCCAAUUUCAUUGUACCAUCAGCAGCUCUCAUACUGCAUUACUCAAUUUGUUGAAAAAGAUUACAAGCUGGCGGAUACUGUGAUAAGAGGUUUGCUGAAAUACUGGCCUGUCAUCAAUUGUCAGAAGGAAGUUCUCUUUCUUGGGGAGCUAGAAGAAGUGUUGGAUGUAACUCAGGCUGCAGAAUUUCAACGCUGCAUGGUUCCUCUUUUCAGGCAGAUAUCCCGCUGUCUUAAUAGCCCUCACUUUCAGGUUGCAGAGCGAGCUCUUUUUUUGUGGAAUAAUGAGCACAUUGUGAGCUUGAUUGCGCAGAAUCGGAGUGUUAUAUUACCAAUCAUUUUUGAGGCUUUGGAAAAGAAUAUUCGUUCUCACUGGAAUCAGGCAGUCCACGGGCUGACUGUUAAUGUUCGGAAAAUGUUCUUGGAUAUGGAUGCUGAGUUAUUUGAUGAGUGCGAAAGGCAGUAUGCGGAGAGAGAGGCCAAUGCAAGGGAGUUGGAAGAACAGCGGCAACUGACAUGGCAGAGAUUGGAUGCUGCUGCAGCUCAAGGAGGGUGAGGGGAUUCGAAUUUAUAUAACUGACUACUCAAAGAUCGGCGGCCGAGUGCAUCACAAUCCAAUAUGAUCGAUUGAUGGAUAUGCUUCUCUCUCUAUUCUUUCUUCUCUAUCUUGAUUUUCUUAUACUUUUGCAUUUUUAAAGCUCAAUCUGAUCAUUGAAGAUAACGAGGCAAAAGCAGCUGGCAAUAUAUUCUUAAAUUGUAUUGGAAUUUGCUGGUAGCGUUGCUGGUAGCGUGCCGUUGCAGAGUAAGAAUGGUUUGUGAAGUAUCUUUGUUGUAAUUGUUUCCCUCCACAAAUUUUUCCUCUAUGAAGUUCAGAAACACUCUCUUGGUUCACACUUGCAAAAUUAUAAACUUGCCUUUCCAAAUGAAUUAGGCGCCUUACUUAGUCCAGACACUGGAUAUAUUGAUGUAAAUUGGGUUUGUUUGAAAUUCAUAAUGUAUUCCAUUCGACAAAA